Molecule: messenger RNA, 1484 nt
Organism: Coregonus clupeaformis (lake whitefish)
Lineage: Eukaryota; Metazoa; Chordata; Actinopteri; Salmoniformes; Salmonidae
Exons: 7
Coding region: 220-924 (234 amino acids)
Source: RefSeq, a predicted model, not a curated record
UAUCGUUUGCCUCGCGCUGACAUCAUAGCGGAUUACAAUGUCAAAUAUUUUGGAAGCAGCGCUAGCCUCUGGUUUUACACCCCUUGAGAGAGAAUCGUCGUUUAUAUUCCAGUCAUUUGAAAUAUAAAGUUGCAAUAUUUUUCGCAUGAAACAUUUUUUGGGGAAGGAAUGAUGGAUUCAAGUUAAGGUGUAUGUAACAGAGAGUGGGUCAGGUCAGGGAUGCUGCAGCAUCGGAGGGAAUAUGACUCUCAUGGCCUGUUUUCAUCUGGAGAGACCUCCGACAAUGACUGUGAGAUAGGGGCGAGUUGUGGAGAGGUUGGCGUAGUGUGUUUGUGUGAGACUGGACCCUGCACACUGUACUCUGAAGCACAUACACAGACACCGGACACACUGAAAUGUGAACACUGUGGGAAAAACAGGGUAGUGAUAACCAGGUACUCAGAGGGAUAUGGCACAGAGGAAGAGUGUGUCCUGUCCGAUCCUCAGGGUGACAGCGAUGCAGACGCUGACAUCGAGGACACAGAUUGCAGACUACAGGAGCCAUGUUCUCUCCAGCGAAUCAGCUCGCGGAGACGGAAGCGACCGCGAAUAGCACGGCAGGACACCACAGAGAGUGAGGACGAUGGGGGGAGGAGUCACAGGAGUCACCGCUGGAACCUCAGACUCAGUCCCCACCGGGCUCACAACAGAACCUUACUAGAGGAGAGUGUAUCACAGGUCAGACCGUUAGUGAUCUGUCAGCCCAGUGCCGGAGGAGACGGUCAGGGGCCUCCAGUCGAAGGGCCCAGAACUGGCCCAAAAUGGCUCUGGUCUCUGUGGCCCUCGUCUCUCUCCCUGCCUGUCAUUCUCCUCCUCUCCAUCCCUCUCUCUCUCUCCUUAGUCAUCAUCAUCAUGUCUUUCCUGCUGCCUCGGGCCAGUACUUGACCCCACUUCUCUGUUUUAUUUAAUUAAUUUUAAUAUUUUUCAUUGAAUAAUUUAAUUAUACUUUAAUCACCUUGCGUCACCUCAUUAUGUUGUUUAUUAAUGUGUGUAUACUGUAAACAAAUCAUAUUAGACCAUAAGCCAUAGCAGCAUCAGACCCAUAAGCCAUAGCAGCAUCAUCACCCUUUUCCACAACACAAUUUCUGAACAGGCAGCUUGUGCUCUUCAUACCUCUCUCUCUCUCUCUCCCUCUCUCUCUCUCUCUCUCUCUCUCUCUCUCUCUCUCUCUCUCUCUCUCUCUCUCUCUCUCUCUCUCUCUCUCUGUUUCGCUCUCUCUCUCUCUCCCACUCAUUUGCAAAAAUAGAUCUCUUGGCUUGCUGCUUAUGCUGUAGAUGUUGUGAAAUGUGGGUGGAAAAGGGUUUUAGUGUUACACGUGUUUUGUAGGCUCAAUAGAAAUACAUGUAAAUGACCGAACUAUGCAAUCUACUGUUCCUGCUGUCUCUCUCACUCGAUCUCCCUACCCCCUCCUCUCUAUCUCUCUCUCUCUCUCUCUCUCUCUCUCU